AUGGAAGGUUUUAUUGACAAGUGGAGUAUUUCAAAAGAGAAAGUCGAACUUAUUAUCACAGAUAACGCGCCAAAUAUUGUACUCGCAGCGCAAAGUACUUUCGGAAAGGACAAGCAUGUUCCAUAUUUUGAUCACACUCUCAACUUAGUUCCUAAGGCUGCGCUGGGACAUAAAACUAUAAACAGAGAUUUAGUGCCGAACGUGCCAGGCGUCCCUGAGUUAAAUAAAAAAGUUAAAGCUGUAAUUGCUUUUUCACACAAAAGCAUCAACUUUUCAGAUGAGUUCAAGCGUGUGCAAAUGCAAAGGGGAGAAUCAGAAGGCACGUGUUUACGUUUACUUCAAGACGUUCCGACUCGCUGGGGAUCAACGUUUCUCAUGCUUUGCCGAUUGAUGAAAAUGGCCGAUAUUAUAAGCCUCGUAGCUCUCAAAUUUCCCGAUGUUCAGAUGGUGAGUGGCUCGGAAAUGGAAAGUCGUAGCAGCAUCAAGGAUAUUUUGGAACCAAUUCAUUUCGCCACAACAGAGAUGGGCGCAGAGAAACAUACAACAGCCAGCAAAGCUAUUCCAAUGGCAUACUUGAUAGAAAAGAGAAUCAACGAAGUCAACAUUCCAGCAAGCAACGCAUUGGCAACAGCGUUCAAAACCUUCGUCAAGAACGAACUUAAACGGCGUUUUGGGGCCUUACAAAGUGUGAUACCUCAUUCUGCCGCAACUUUAAUCGACCCACGCUUUUUAAAAAUUACUUCACUGAUCCAAUUGCCCACAGCAGAGCCGUCACUUACGUAGAGAAUCGGAUCAUGGACGAAAUGAGAAAAGAGACUCGCCAAAAUUCAGAAGGUGUUAAUGAGCCAAACGAACCUGGAACAGUUGCUGCAAACGCGCGGGCAUCUGACUACCAAAAUCCCUCGACUAGUUGAGAAGAAGGACGCGGCAACAGCUUGUGGAAAGAUCACGACACGCUAGUGACAUCCUCGCAUAUUGCUGCCCUGACAGGCGACUUAAGUGAAGUAGCUAGAGCGGAACUACGAACUUUUUCAUCCAGGCAGCCUAUCAGCCACAACUGCAAUCCCAUUAAAAUUUGGCUGGGAAUGCGAAGCGAAUAUAAGUAUCUGUUUAAGGUGGCAAUGAAAACUCUGCCAAAUCUGGCUACAUCCGU
This is a messenger RNA of Belonocnema kinseyi, 1153 nucleotides long. RefSeq names its product zinc finger BED domain-containing protein 4-like. The coding region runs from base 1 to 783 and encodes 260 amino acids. The record is from RefSeq and is a predicted model, not a curated record. NCBI's taxonomy places the organism in Eukaryota, Metazoa, Arthropoda, Insecta, Hymenoptera, Cynipidae. The transcript has 3 exons.